This is a messenger RNA of Girardinichthys multiradiatus, 1380 nucleotides long. Its product is annotated as protein FAM89A-like. Bases 552 to 1010 code for a protein of 152 amino acids. The record is from RefSeq and is a predicted model, not a curated record. The transcript is spliced from 2 exons. NCBI's taxonomy places the organism in Eukaryota, Metazoa, Chordata, Actinopteri, Cyprinodontiformes, Goodeidae.
AAAAAAAUGUAAACCAUAUAUAAUUUUAUUUCUACUUCACAGUGAUGCACCUCAUUGUGUGGACACGUCACAUGAAAUCUUAAUAACACAUUGUAGUGUCCAUAUGUGAAUACUGUAGGGACCGUAGGCCUGUUGUUUAUAUAUAGCGGGUCAGACUAAAUUAAUAAUUAGUCUGCAUGUAUCGCUUUCCACAUCAGGAGAAAUAACUGCAUCUACAUCAAGUACAGGAACUGUCUAAUUAAGUCGUUUAAAGCAGAUCCAGUUUCUCUUUGUCCCAAACAAAGCUGCGUGGUUUUGUUUUGUCCGGGUGAAGAAAGGAGUGCAGGGUCAUUGAACGCCCCUUCCUCCACACAAAGAGCAGGAUGCCAAACAAAGCCCGGAAGCUUCAUAUUUCUAUUUGCCCCGUCUGGAUGGAUCCAGAUAGAGGAUCUAAUUUUCUGAGUAAACAGCACCUCUGUGACCAGUUACUCCUGAGAGGUUUUGUAUCUGAAAAGUGUCUGUAAUUCUCACCAGUACUUUUUUUUUUUUUUACUGAGAAAACAUAGUGUUUUAUGGACGGGAGUUUGGGAAGAGCGGAAUAUCAGGUUGGCGCUGCUGUGUUUGCCGCAGAGGGGCUGCCGCCGCUGCCCAAGAGCCUGGUCGGGAUCCUGAACUCCAGCGGCGGGUCGUGGAGGGACAUGCAGAAGCUGCACAUCAAGAGGAGCCGCAUCCAAGCCGAGAUCAGUUGCAGAGGAGGCAGAGAGGCGGCUGCAGCAAAGCCGGGUGGACUGGACGCUGCGCUGGCGCUCCUGCGCAAAGAGAUGGUCGGUCUACGUCAGCUUGACAUGUCUCUGCUCUGCCAACUUUGGUCUCUCCAUGAGGUCAUCCAACAAUGCAAGGGUGAAGCCUCCUUCAUGGGUGAUAAUGGAUACUCUGAGGAGGAGGAGGAGGAUGAACUAGAGAAGAAGGCUGAAGAUAAAGCAACAAAUUCUUCUCAGUGUUCUUCCAGAAACUCCUUUUGUUUUCACUAGUAAAGAUACAUACAUGGACCAAUGGUGUAAAGAUACCCUGUGGCUAUUUGAGACCCUUUUGUAUUGACUUUUUUACUCGUAAUCUCAUCUCAUGUUAUGCAUGAUUAUCCUUCCACAUUCGUCUCACUAACAAAGCAACCAGUGCCUGUUUUCUGAGAUCACUUUAAAGUUCCUGAUCACUUUAAGCACGCAUUAGGGGUCUUUACCUGCUUUUGUUAAUUCUGUCACCUUAAUUGGUUGUUUUUGUGUGCACAUCACAACACAUCAUUCACACCAUACAUCUAUAACCUGAUGGAUUUUCACACCUUUUUAAGUACACCCUUGAUUUGGGCUUUUAUGUUGGAUUUAAUAAAUUAUUUUUUUCAUCUUU